AUGCCCAACCCCAGGCCAGCCAAGCCCUUGGCCCCUUCCUUGGUACUCAGCCCAUCCCCAGGAGCCUCGCCCAGCUGGAGGGCUGCACCUAAGGCCUCAGACCAGCUGGGAGCCAAGGGCCCAGGGACAAUCUUCCAGGGCCGGGAUCUCCGAGGUGGGGCCCACGCCUCCUCUUCCUCUUUGAACCCCACGCCACCAUCGCAGCUGCAGCUGCCCACAGUGCCCCUCGUCAUGGUGGCACCCUCCGGAGCACGGCUGGGUCCUUCGCCCCACUUGCAGGCACUUCUCCAGGACAGGCCUCACUUUGUGCACCAGCUCUCAACAGUGGAUGCCCAUGCCCGGACCCCUGUGCUUCAGGUGCGCCCACUGGACAGCCCAGCUAUGAUCAGCCUCCCGCCACCCACUGCUGCUACCGGGGUCUUCUCCCUCAAGGCCCGGCCCGGCCUGCCACCUGGGAUCAACGUGGCCAGCCUGGAGUGGGUGUCCAGGGAGCCGGCACUGCUCUGCACCUUCCCAAGCCCCGGUGUGCCCAGGAAGGACAGGUCAGUGUUCAGGGCUGGGAAGGACCCCUGCCCUGCCAUCCCCUCUUCUGACACACUUUGUCCCCCUAGCACCCUUUCGACCGUGCCUCAGGGCUCCUACUCACUGCUGGCAAAUGGUGUCUGCAAGUGGCCCGGAUGUGAGAAGGUCUUCAAGGAGCCAGAGGACUUCCUCAAGCACUGCCAGGCAGACCAUCUCCUGGAUGAGAAGGGCAGGGCACAGUGUCUCCUCCAGAGGGAGGUGGUGCAGUCUCUGGAGCAACAGCUGGUGCUGGAGAAGGAGAAGCUGGGUGCUAUGCAGGCCCACCUGACCGGGAAGAUGGCCCCAACCAAGGCUCCAUCCGCGGCAUCAUCCGACAAGGGCUCCUGCUGUAUUGUAGCCACUGGCACCCCUGGCACUGCCAUCCCAGCCUGGCCGGGCCCCCAGGAGGCCCCCGAAGGCCUGUUUGCUGUGCGGAGGCACCUCUGGGGCAGCCACGGAAACAGCACGUUCCCAGAGUUCUUCCACAACAUGGACUACUUCAAGUUCCACAACAUGCGGCCCCCUUUCACCUAUGCCACCCUCAUCCGCUGGGCCAUCCUGGAGGCUCCCGAGAAGCAGCGGACACUCAACGAGAUCUAUCACUGGUUUACACGCAUGUUUGCCUUCUUCAGAAACCACCCUGCCACCUGGAAGAAUGCCAUCCGCCACAACCUGAGUCUGCACAAGUGCUUCGUGCGCGUGGAGAGCGAGAAGGGGGCCGUGUGGACCGUGGAUGAGUUCGAGUUCCGCAAGAAGAGGAGCCAGAGGCCCAGCAGGUGUUCCAAUCCCACACCAGGCCCCUGA
Molecule: messenger RNA, 1365 nt
Organism: Hippopotamus amphibius kiboko
Lineage: Eukaryota; Metazoa; Chordata; Mammalia; Artiodactyla; Hippopotamidae
Gene: FOXP3
Product: forkhead box P3
Exons: 10
Coding region: 1-1365 (454 amino acids)
Biological process (GO): regulation of transcription by RNA polymerase II
Cellular component (GO): nucleus
Molecular function (GO): DNA-binding transcription repressor activity, RNA polymerase II-specific; RNA polymerase II cis-regulatory region sequence-specific DNA binding
Source: RefSeq, a predicted model, not a curated record